Molecule: messenger RNA, 531 nt
Organism: Diutina rugosa
Lineage: Eukaryota; Fungi; Ascomycota; Pichiomycetes; Serinales; Debaryomycetaceae
Exons: 1
Coding region: 1-531 (176 amino acids)
Cellular component (GO): nucleus
Source: RefSeq, a predicted model, not a curated record
AUGCCUAUUGCCCACAAUCUCAAGAAGGUGGCUAAGAAUGUCGCCAAGUCGCUGGCGGCAAUCCAUGUCAAGGGUAGAAAGUUCAAACAGCUCAACAGAGCUACCCAGAGAGAUGAAAAGAUCACCGCAAAGAAAGCCAAAGCUCUUCAGCAAAGAACCAACAACCAGGCUCUUUACUACUUUCUUCAACAGUUGAUUAACGAUGACGAGGACCUUGCUAAGAUGGAAGUGUUCUCUCUUUCCCAAUUGAAGAAGAUGAUUGAAAUGCAUGUUUCACGCCAUGACGAUGAGUUAGAAGAACUCCGCCUGCAGAGACGUCCAGGACGUCCGAUGACUUCGAAACAUCAGAUCCUAGAGGAAAAGGUGAAGCACGACCGUCAUCUUUGGGACACAGGUAUUAAAGCACCGGAUCUCACGGAUAAGGAUACAGUCGCUAACCUUCGCAAAUGGAAUGGGACCCUGGGUGGGCUCACAGUGAUGAAGCAUAUAGAUGUUAGCCUGAAAACUGAGAUUGAUGAAAUGGAAGAGUAA